This is a messenger RNA of Xenopus laevis (African clawed frog), 1711 nucleotides long. It is a transcript of the gene brox.L, whose product is annotated as BRO1 domain-containing protein BROX-like. The record is from RefSeq and is a predicted model, not a curated record. The transcript is spliced from 13 exons. NCBI's taxonomy places the organism in Eukaryota, Metazoa, Chordata, Amphibia, Anura, Pipidae. Bases 339 to 1574 code for a protein of 411 amino acids.
CACGGGUGACGGGGGUCAGCGAGGGGAUGAAUGACUGGAGGGAGUUAAAUAUAGUCGAAAUAGCCUCGACUUCAAUAUAUUAGUGACGCGCCUAGUGAGGAGUCUGAGGGAUUCCCGAGUUUUGGUGUGCGCAUGCGCAAAAAGAAUGUGCUGUUCUGUCCCGCCUUUGGGCGUGCUUAUUUGUUUGCGUCACAACCCGGAAGCGAGCGUGUGACAGUCGGCUGUUUGGGUCCGGGGGAUGCGCUGAGUUCGCGGCAUCGAAGUUGUUUAGUCAGCUGACUGCUUGGAGCUUACCCGGCCCCAGGAGAUCCAACAGCGAGUGAGAAUAUUCCAUCAAAAUGACACACUGGUUUCAUCGCAACCCUUUAAAGGCCACGGCUCCAGUGUCUUUUAAUUUCUAUGGGGUUGCCUCCACCCAAGCAGCAUCUAAAAUAUGCAGUGAUUUAAGGAGCACAAGAGCACGUCUGCUGGAAUUAUUCACCGAUGUUACGUGCAACCAUGAGAUGAUGAAAAAUGCUACAGACGCCUACUUCUCUCUGCUUCUGGGCUUUAUUAAUUCCUUGGACGGUGGGACGCAGGACAACAAGCUCCGCUAUAUCCAGAAUUUUAAGUGGACUGACACAUUGCAGGGGACUGCUCCCAGCGCUCAGCAGGAUGCAGUGUAUGAACUGGCAUCAAUGGGGUUCAACGUGGCCCUCUGGUAUACAAAAUACGCCUCAAGAUUGGCUGGAAAGGAAGACAUUACUGAAGAUGAAGCCAAAGAAGUUCAUAGAAGUCUGAAAGUUGCUGCCGGAAUAUUCAAGCACUUAAAGGAAAGCCACAUUCCAAAGCUCAUCACUCCUGUGGAAAAAGGAAGAGAUCUGGAGACUAGAGUAAUAGAUGCCUAUACAGUUCAGUGCCAGGCAGAGGCUCAAGAAGUGACCAUCGCAAGAGCUAUUGAGCUGAAGCACAAUCCUGGCCUGAUAGCUGCCCUGGCUUAUGAGACUGCUAAUUACUAUCAGAAAGUUGAUCACGCACUCUCCUCACUAGAUCCAAUUUACAUUGGCAAAUGGAGGAGUUAUACUCAACUGAAGAUGUGCUUUUAUAUGGCCUAUUCAUACUGCUAUCAUGGUCAGACUUUGUUGUCCACCGAUAAAUGUGGCGAAGCUAUUCGGUCACUGCAAGAGUCAGAGAAAUUUUAUGGAAAGGCAGAAGCGUUGUGCAAAGAUUAUGGUCAGACAAAGGGUCCCGGCACCACAGCCAAACCAUCAGGACACUUGUUCUUCCGAAAGCUGGGGGCCUUAGUAAGGAACACGCUGGAGAAGUGCCAGAGAGAGAACGGCUUUAUCUUUUUUCAGAAGGUUCCUCCAGAGGCCCCACAGCUGGAACUGAAGGCUAACUAUGGUCUGGUGGAGCCUGUGCCUUUUGAAUUCCCUGCAAUGAGUUCCCAGUGGAGCCCAGAAACACACGCAGACUUUGAUCUCACUAAGCGGCCAAAAGAUGAUAAUGCUAAACCCAAGAAAGAAGAAGAAGUGAAGCCGAUGAAGGAGCCGGAUGUAAAGCUGCAGAAGGACAGUGGAUGUCAGAUCUCCUGAAUGAAGCUCGUUCCUUCUCGCCCGGGUUGCCCACAUCACUUCCCUCUGCAGCAAAACACAAACUACAGUUUCUUGCAGCAAUUCUUGCCGGUUCACUAAAGGUUAAUACUAUUCCUUUAAUUGGGCGGCCAGUUUAA